Oryzias latipes (Japanese medaka) is the source of this 2130-nucleotide messenger RNA. It is a transcript of the gene ap1m1, whose product is annotated as adaptor related protein complex 1 subunit mu 1. Gene Ontology annotation, cellular component: clathrin adaptor complex. The record is from RefSeq and is a predicted model, not a curated record. Lineage: Eukaryota; Metazoa; Chordata; Actinopteri; Beloniformes; Adrianichthyidae. Gene Ontology annotation, biological process: vesicle-mediated transport; intracellular protein transport.
AACCUGAUUUCAGGAAUACAUAAAGACAACAAUUUUUAGUGGACAUGACAAAACCAAUUUACGUUGAGUCGUUUCGUGUUAACAGAAUUUAAACGUUUUGUUGGUGGAUUUAAAUGGAUUAAUAACUUUCUCCUGUCGUUAUUCCUCCCCGUCCACAGGUGGCGCUCUUUGCAUGUGAAACGGAAGGGUCGAGCCCUUUCAGUAUUAUGAAUGAAAAAAGUCUGUGGUUUGAUGUUUUCCUGAUCGCAUGAUUGUUAAAUAUAAUCCGUAAAUUGUUAUAGCGAGCUGUGCGAAGCUCGGUGUUACCGUUAAAGAUGUCUGCGAGCGCCGUCUACGUCCUGGACCUGAAAGGAAAAGUCCUGGUGUGUCGGAAUUACCGCGGUGAUGUGGACAUGUCGGAGAUCGAGCACUUCAUGACCCUUCUGAUGGACAAAGAGGAGGAGGGCACUCUGUCGCCGAUCCUCGCUCACGGAGGAGUGCGCUUCAUGUGGAUCAAACACAACAACCUCUACCUGGUCGCCACGUCCAAGAAGAACGCCAGCGUCUCUCUGGUUUUCUCUUUCCUGUACAAAAUUGUCCAGGUCUUCUCUGAGUAUUUCAAAGAGUUGGAGGAGGAGAGCAUCAGAGAUAACUUUGUUAUCAUCUACGAGCUGAUGGACGAGCUGAUGGACUUCGGUUACCCUCAGACCACUGACAGCAAGAUCCUGCAGGAGUACAUCACCCAGGAGGGGCACAAGCUGGACACCGGUGCCCCGCGGCCCCCCGCCACCGUCACCAACGCCGUCUCCUGGAGGUCAGAAGGCAUCAAGUACAGGAAGAAUGAGGUCUUCCUGGACGUCAUUGAGUCAGUCAACCUCCUGGUCAGUGCCAACGGGAACGUCCUGCGCAGUGAGAUCGUCGGCUCCAUAAAGAUGCGCGUUUUCCUGUCUGGGAUGCCCGAGUUACGGCUGGGGCUCAACGACAAGGUUCUGUUUGAGAACACCGGACGAGGAAAGAGUAAAUCAGUGGAGCUGGAGGACGUGAAGUUUCACCAGUGCGUCCGUUUGUCCCGCUUUGAGAACGACCGCACCAUCUCCUUCAUUCCCCCCGACGGCGAGUUCGAGCUCAUGUCGUACCGCCUCAACACGCACGUGAAGCCUCUGAUCUGGAUCGAGUCCGUCAUCGAGAAGCACUCGCACAGCCGGAUCGAGUACAUGAUCAAGGCGAAGAGUCAGUUCAAGAGGCGCUCCACAGCCAACAACGUGGAGAUCCACAUUCCAGUGCCGACGGACGCCGACUCCCCCAAGUUCAAGACCACGGUGGGCAGCGUGAAGUGGGUCCCAGAGAACAGCGAGAUCGUCUGGUCCAUCAAGUCCUUCCCUGGGGGGAAGGAGUACUUGAUGCGAGCGCACUUCGGUCUGCCGAGCGUGGAGGCAGAAGACAAGGAGGGGAAGCCGCCCAUCAGUGUCAAGUUUGAGAUCCCGUACUUCACCACCUCAGGGAUCCAGGUGCGUUACCUGAAGAUCAUUGAGAAGAGUGGAUACCAGGCUCUGCCGUGGGUGCGCUACAUCACCCAGAAUGGCGAUUACCAGCUCCGGACGCAGUAGGCGGCUCCUCGGCAGGUGGAAAUCAUGACGGGGCGGAGCUAACAGCUAAUGCGCCGUCGUGGCUGGUGGCGGCCCCUAACAGCAGAAGACUGUAUCAACUUUUGUCGUUUAGUUCUGUUUGUUCUUCAUUCUGGAUUCGUGCUAACAGGAGGAGGAGGAAGAGGAGGAAGAGGAGGAGGAGGAGGAGGAGGAGGAGGCUUCAGCUCCUCCCGGUCUGGAGGAGAGCAGGAGUGAUGUUUAGGUUACAGGAAGCAGUCGUUACACAAUCUCACAGCAGGUCGUUUGGGAGGUCCAUGUUACCCUUCGCUGUGCUCACAGCUCCUCAGUGUUCUGGUUCUGCCACCGUUGGACCUGUACAAAGCUCAGUGUUAUUGCUUACAAAACUGUAAAUGAGCAGAAACUCUUUUGUAUGAUUUUUGUCGUCGUUUUUCCUGCAUUUUAUUCUGUUUGAUUCCCGGAUGAUCAAAGGAACCCCCCCGGCCCCCGCAUUGCCCUUCUCCCAUUGUAAUCCCAAACUUUCCAAUCAUUAAAUCAGUGAAAACAC